AUGGUGGGGGAGGUGCACAGCCUGCAGGAGCUGCGGCGCAGUGCGUCCCUGGCCACCAAGGUCUUUGUGCAGCGGGAUUACAGCGAAGGCACCACGUGCCAGUUCCAGACGAAGUUCCCCGCCGAGCUGGAGAGCCGGAUCGAGCGGCAGCUCUUCGAGGAAACUGUGAAAACCCUUAACAGCUUCUACGCCGAGGCAGAGAAGAUCGGGGGCAGCUCGUACCUGGAGGGGUGUCUGGCCUGUGCUACAGCCUAUUUCAUCUUCCUCUGCAUGGAGACACACUAUGAGAAGGUCCUGAAGAAGAUCUCCAAGUACAUCCAGGAGCAGAACGAGAAGAUCUAUGCACCGCGGGGGCUGCUGCUCACCGACCCCCUGGAGCGUGGCAUGAGGGUCGUAUCCUCUGGGCAGCAGGGAGCUGGGGGGACAACAAGGGUGAAGGAGAGUCCCUGCAGGGACUCGUACUGCCGGGACAGUGGCCUUUCCGAGCUCCGCAGGCUGCACUACCAGAGCACCCGCUUCUGA
Messenger RNA from Calidris pugnax (ruff), 522 nucleotides. RefSeq names its product golgin A7 family member B (gene GOLGA7B). The transcript is spliced from 5 exons. Gene Ontology annotation, cellular component: palmitoyltransferase complex. Lineage: Eukaryota; Metazoa; Chordata; Aves; Charadriiformes; Scolopacidae. Gene Ontology annotation, biological process: protein targeting to membrane; peptidyl-L-cysteine S-palmitoylation. The record is from RefSeq and is a predicted model, not a curated record. The coding region runs from base 1 to 522 and encodes 173 amino acids.